AUGAGUACAGCGAUUAAGUCUUCUGAUUUCAAUGAUGAUAAUGAUGAUGACAAGCCGACCAAUACUGGGCCAAAGGAUACAUGCCUCUGCCUUCGACGGUUAACGCGCAUUAUACUAAUGCUCGUCGGAGCCGUGAUGACUAUUUACGUCUGUAUAUUAUCCUCGGAGCGCUACUUCAAGUACUGGGUUCAGACCACAAUCGAUCGCACAGAUGUUCACGUGUCAGAGAUUGCCUUUCCAGCCAUCACAAUCUGUCCCACGCACUUAACUCUUCACAGUCUUAAUAAGGCGGAACAAAGUAGCAGAGAGCAGCGGUUACAUAGACUCUAUAAUCUAGUGCAGAGCAUUCGUUGGCGCACCCCAGCAAUCGACCAGGCCGCACACCUGGACUUUAACGAAUUCGAAGAGUUUAAUAACCAAACAUUGCUCAAUGUCGAUAGCAUCUUCAACUAUGGUUACAGCUGCAAGGAUCUAUUUGUACAGUGCAUGUGGCGACGCCGAGAGGUGGAUUGCUGCAGCAUGCUAUUCAGAAACUUGAAGAUCGGCUCCUGUUAUGUAUUCAACUCAAUACUUGCGGAAGAUCCCGAUCCUACAUGGCCCUGGUCAGUGGGCGAUGCUGGUUUCAAAAGUGCCCUAAAUAUCAAGAUCAAUCGUUAUAUACAUGACAUUAGGCUGGAGGCCAUUGGGCCAGUUUAUAUUGUCAUCAAUAGGUAG
Messenger RNA from Drosophila novamexicana, 714 nucleotides. RefSeq lists its product as uncharacterized. Gene Ontology annotation, molecular function: ligand-gated sodium channel activity. The transcript is spliced from 3 exons. Gene Ontology annotation, biological process: sodium ion transmembrane transport. Gene Ontology annotation, cellular component: membrane. The record is from RefSeq and is a predicted model, not a curated record. NCBI's taxonomy places the organism in Eukaryota, Metazoa, Arthropoda, Insecta, Diptera, Drosophilidae. Bases 1 to 714 code for a protein of 237 amino acids.